AUGGUGCGCUCCAACAAACCGAAAGCGGCGGCGCAGCCCAUGGCGAGUGCUUGUGGUGGCAGUGAGGCUGCAAUGACACCCCUUGCCCAGCUUGUGAGCAUGGACCCUGUGCCGCUGGGCGGUGUUGCCGCGAUGGGCCGCGUGAUUUACAUCUUCGGGCACACUGGUAGUAGAUAUCCGCAGAGCAAGAUCGUGCUUCGAGGGGAAGGACCUGAGGGGCCCGCAGUGUUGUGCAAAUUCAGCCAGCAUGUGGACGUAAAGAUUGACGAGAUCCUUGAGUUGCAGCAGGUCGAGCUCAGACCAACAUGGAAGAAUGCUGGUGGUGUCAGCCCCGAGUCCAUGGUCAUAGCAGGAUUGGCUGGCAGGGAGCUUGCAGUCAACAACAGCAGGAAAAGGAAUCAGGCAUCCUUGCAGUCAACGAUGCAGGUCGUGCGCAACCAUCCUGGGGCCUUUGGCAAAGCUGAAUUUGACAUCAUGAGCCUGAAGUAUUUGCCCUUGGAGGAAUGCUAUGUGUGCAUUGCUGAAGAGAUCGUUGAGGUGGUUGCUAUCGCAGGAGAAUCCGAGAAGAUCCGCAGACAAGUCAGAGUCAAGGAGAUUGACACCGACGAUGCCACGGAGCGACGCUCGGUUGGCAAAAACACGUGCUUAGGAGAAGGAUUUGCAUAUAGACACAGUUGA
This is a messenger RNA of Cladocopium goreaui, 678 nucleotides long. The record is from the annotation of a GenBank genome assembly. Lineage: Eukaryota; Dinophyceae; Suessiales; Symbiodiniaceae.